AUGAGUGUUGAAAACUGUUGGUAUUUUUUAGUUGUCAAAAGCCGUGAACUUUCAUUCACUGCGUUCUGUGUGAAAGCUGUGACACUGGCAGUGAAAAAUCAUAGCCUCUUGAAACAUCUGGCUACUGAACGCAUUAAAGUUGCAAAGCUGAAACAGAAACUUUUGCAUCAAGGCUUACUGAGUCAGACACUGGAUACGUCUUCGCUUCUACAACUGACAUCACAGAACCUGGAGUCAUCUGAGACGAAAGAAAACAAAUUUCUCGCUACCAACAAUUUUUGCAAUUUAAAAAUUAGCGAAAGUGAUUCGGUCGAUAAAAGAGCCGAAGAUUAUGAUGUUGUGGCUGAUACGGAAAUGGACUUUCGCAAGAUUGUUGAUGGAGAUUGUAAAAUUGGAAAUCGGAAUUUCGAUAAACCAGUUACCACUGUUCCAAGCAGAACAAAAAAUAGUCCGGAUGAAAACAUAAAACUCGUCAUUAUUGAUGAGGUAUGUGUUCUCUGGGCAUGA
This is a messenger RNA of Gongylonema pulchrum, 507 nucleotides long. The record is from the annotation of a GenBank genome assembly. NCBI's taxonomy places the organism in Eukaryota, Metazoa, Nematoda, Chromadorea, Rhabditida, Gongylonematidae.